Molecule: messenger RNA, 3544 nt
Organism: Dreissena polymorpha
Lineage: Eukaryota; Metazoa; Mollusca; Bivalvia; Myida; Dreissenidae
Exons: 15
Coding region: 188-3172 (994 amino acids)
Source: RefSeq, a predicted model, not a curated record
GAUUUAUUCUACCGAUAUAGUAGACUCGUCCAAAGCAUCAGAAGCGUCAGUAUUAAAUGACGUCAAACUCUACGAGUUAAACGCUACGGUAUUUCAGUUUGACUCAAAGUUGCAUUGUCGAGUAAUAGCCUACAACGAUAGUGGUGCAUUUGAAUUAAAGACAGUAGAAAGCAACGAAUUUACACCAAUGACAAUUUCAGCUACAUCCCUUACAUUUCCGCGAGGACAAAGUGCGUCAUUUACUGUAACACUCUACGUUCCGUUUGGUUGUGGUACACACUCUGGAAAUUGUCGACUUCAGUACCUUGUACAUGACCAGUCGGAUUCCUACGAUUGCAUGGGUUCGACCAUAGCAGUGUUGCAUAGCGAUACCUGCGGAGGCAGAAUAACAGGAUCAACCAAAAAUGACAUGGAAACGUUUGUCUUAACGAAACAUGAAACAACUAUAACAAUUGUCGCAAAAAACAAUAACAAAUAUGACUUAACAAGAGAUUUUCAAUUAACACUUCAAACAUACUCGGAUGAUAAUCAAAAGAAGCUAUGGCAAGGGUUUGCAACCACAAUUGAAGUACAUGUAACUGAUGGCAAUUCGAUUCAUAACAGCCCUUGUUAUUCUCAUGUUGAUCCGCAUAUGGGAACUUUUGACGGACGCUCGUACGAAAACCAAAAUUCCGGCGAAUUCAUCCUUGUCCGUCACAAGAAAUACCCCAUUGAAGUCGACAUGAUAACUCAGCCUUGUUCCACUUGGGGUCUAAUACCAACAUGUGCUUGCGCCGUAAACGUUAAAGCUGGCGGUGAUAUAUUCACCAUAAACCAUUGCAGCGGACACCUAACAAAGUAUCUAUCCAAUAAGGAUGAAGCACUGAAAGUGUACCGGGAAAGUUCUUCGGAAUAUAAGAUCAUCCUCCCAACCGGGAUGUCUGUGAACAUAUACUUGAUGACAUGGGGUAACUACGUGAUGAAUGUUGACAUCUAUCCGUCACCACAUGACUUCAAUCAGGUUGAAGGAUUGUGUGGAAAUUAUAACGGCAAUCCAGACGAUGAUUUUAUUAUGCGAGACAGUGGCACUUUGUGGACACCAAGUUUUGAUAACUCUGACAGGGUCUGGUAUUGGGCUGUGUACCCGGAUGAAUUCUCUUUCUCGUGGGACCUUACACACAAAUGGAAAGAGAGCUUGCUUAACCCGGCUGUUUACGAGAAUACGUUGCCUUGGAAUCGGGAUCAAACGUUUUGUAUUUGUCCUGGUUUAUCAGCAAACAACUUUCAGUCCGUCUGCUCCAAGCACGAGGACGAUUCUUGUAAAACUCCAGUUUUUAGACGUGGCAAACUGAUAACUGGUACCCUUCUUGUAUCCAGAGAUAAGAGAGGUGCGGUUAGUAAACUUAAGAAACACAGAGUUGAAGAUCAUGUGAAGCAGCGACUCCAUACAAUGACAAACUCCUGGAAAAAUAAGGUUCUUCAAAUACGCAACAAGCGAGAGUCUACGUCAGCUCCUGGUAAUAUGAGCGCCGAAGAGGCACGUGCGUAUUGUGACGAAGCAUUCCUAAACUGUGCGAGUGUUCAGGCUGCAAAGGAUCAGAUUGAUACGGACCUUAAUAAAACCCUAGAAGACUGUGCAUUUGACAUGGUGAUGACAGGAAAUUCACAGUGGGUAACUGCUCAUUGCGAUGCACAGACUCAGGCAAUACAAAUGAAAAUUCAGAAAAAUGAGACUAUUGCUGAAGUGUUUCCAGAAAUAGUCUCAAUCGUGAAGGAUAGCUCUUGUCCGUCUAAUUGUAGCAGUAACGGACAUUGCGUGGAAGGUGAAUGCCACUGCUUUGAAGGUUAUGGGACGGACCUCUGCUUUAUUCAGCUCUCAACACCACCUCAGCUGCAAGAACUUGGCAACAAUGGGACCUGUGAUAUAGGAAAAGGAGAUCUUUGUGACUGCAUCCCAAUAGUUGGCGACGGCUUUGUCGAGAACGCUACUUGCAACGUGAUCAUAUAUGAGACAAAUGAAAAUAAUGUCUUCAUAAUGUCACAGGCGUUAAACCUUUCAUGCGUAUUCAACGACAUUAACGAAGUAUGCGCACCAGUGCAGGAUGUCAAGCAACGUCGAAAGAGGUCGACAAAAACAAUCCUGGCAACCAUGUAUCAUAUUUCCGUUAGUAAUGAUGCAGUGAACUUUUGCAGUCCGUCUAAAGUUGUUGUUUUGGAUGGCACCUGUCAAGACUUUUUUGAAGAUUCUACUGGAAACACAGUCAUGAUUUUGAAACCGGGUUACUGUUAUAUUGAGGGCAGAUGUGUUGGUGAAGGAACGCCUGGAGAUGAUUUAUGUAUGGAAUGCAAGCCUUCGUUCUCUACAUUUGAGUGGACAAACGCAUGCAAUGGAGGCAGUAAAGAAAAGAAACCAAGCAUGACAGGCAUCGCCAUUGGUAUUCCGGCCGGAGUAUUGGUGCUCGUUGGAGUAAUACUGGUUUGUGUUCUGGUUGUGAAGAAGCAAAAGAAACACACUGCCGUCCAAUCAAGGAUUGGUGUCGGCCUUUAUGAUUAUUCUGCUUCCAACAAGAUGUUUCCGCUGCGUAUAGACCCUGGUAUUUUUACAACAAAAUUUGUUGAUGACGAUGGAUUCGUAUUUGGAUUGCCGGGACAGAAGGAGAGCAAUCCUAUCGUGCGCUUCAAUGUCUACGACCCAGUACCUGAACGACCAGUAUCUGCCCUUUCGAACUCCAUGAUGCACAUGUCUAACACAGCUGAAACGAAUACCGUGAUUGAACGACCAGUAUCAGCCCUGUCGAACCCUACGAUGCACAGGUCAGACACAGCUGAAACGAAUACCGUGAUUGAACGACCAGUAUCUGCCCUGUCGAACCCCACGAUGCACAGGUCAGACACAGCUGAAACGAUUACCGUGAUUGAACGACCAGUAUCAGCCCUGUUGAACCCCACGAUGCACAGGUCAGACACAGCUGAAACAAUUGCCGUGAUUGAACGACCAGUAUCUGCCCUUUCGAACCCCACGAUGAACAGGUCAGACACAGCUGAAACGAAUACCGUGAUUGAACGACCAGUAUCUGCCCUGUCAAACCCCACGAUGCACAGGUCAGACACAGCUGAAACGAUUACCGUGAAUGUACGACCAGGGACCGCUUGGUCGAACGCCAUGAUUCAGAUGGAUGACUUAUUACAAUAGAAGUACAAACAAUACAUAUAAGCUAUGACCAACUGCAGACACCACGCGCACACUAAUUUUAUUCUAAAUGAGGUUUUAUUUUGCAGACAUGUAACACAUGUAUUAAAUAAAUUUUGUUCCAUGAAUAGUAAUGGAAAACACUACGUGUUUUAUAUUGCAAUUAUAUAGUCUAAAAUAUAUAACUAUUUAUUGUAUUCGAUAAAAUAACACUCAAGAAAUCAUUUCAUGUUUAAGAACUAUACAUUUAAUUACUUUUUCGUUAGUUUUGUGUGUUUUUGUUGCAUAAAUUAUCGUCUAACUUAACACCUAUAUCUAAACAGGUUUUAUUCUCGUAUACGUAGGCAUGUACGUUAAGUGUGACAUUUUGUAUUU